Messenger RNA from Phyllostomus discolor (pale spear-nosed bat), 1141 nucleotides. RefSeq names its product growth arrest and DNA damage inducible alpha (gene GADD45A). Gene Ontology annotation, cellular component: cytoplasm; nucleus. Gene Ontology annotation, biological process: regulation of cell cycle. The record is from RefSeq and is a predicted model, not a curated record. Lineage: Eukaryota; Metazoa; Chordata; Mammalia; Chiroptera; Phyllostomidae. The transcript is spliced from 4 exons. The coding region runs from base 266 to 766 and encodes 166 amino acids.
GGUUUGGCAGGAUAACUCUAGUAAGCGGGGCCUUUGUCCUUCAGUGGCUAAGAGGCAGCCGCCGGUUGGUGACACGGCUUUUGGUCGGGCUAGGCGAAGGGCCUGAGAGGUGACCGGCAAAGGAUCAGAGAGGGAGGGGAGGACCGCAGUGGCGGCGGGAGCAGCAGGAGCCUGUGAGGGAGUGCAGAGCAGGCGCCCCGGCACCCUCGGGGGCAGGAGCAGCCCCCACGCCGCUCUCUCUCUGUGGGGGACCUGCUGUUGCAAUAUGACUUUGGAGGAAUUCUCGGCUGGCGAGCAAAAGACCGAAAGGAUGGAUAAGGAGGUGGGGGAUGCCCUCGAGGAAGUGCUGAGCAAAGCCCUGAGUCAGCGCACCAUCACGGUUGGGGUGUACGAGGCCGCCAAGCUUCUCAACGUUGACCCGGAUAAUGUGGUGCUGUGCCUGCUGGCCGCGGACGAGGACGACGACAGGGAUGUGGCUCUGCAGAUCCACUUUACCCUGAUCCAGGCAUUCUGCUGCGAGAACGACAUCAACAUCCUGCGCGUCAGCAACCCGGGACGCUUGGCGAAACUCCUGCUCCUGGAGACGGACACGAGCCCCGGGGCGAGUGAGGGCGCAGAACAGCCCCCAGACUUGCACUGCGUGCUAGUGACGAAUCCACAUUCAUCGCAAUGGAAGGAUCCUGCUUUAAGUCAACUUAUUUGUUUUUGCCGGGAAAGUCGCUACAUGGAUCAGUGGGUUCCAGUGAUUAAUCUCCCUGAACGGUGAUGGCAUCUGAAUGAAAAUAACUGAACCAAAUUGCACUGAAGUUUUGAAAUACCUUUGUAGUUACUCAAGCAGUUACUCCCUACACUGAGGCAAGGAUUACAGAAACUGAUGUCAAGGGGCUGAGUUCAACUACAUGCUCUGGGAGCCCGGAGUAGAUGACUUUGCAGGUGGAAAGAGGUGAAAAUGAAGAAGGAAACUGUGUUGAAACAGAAAUACAGUCAAAAGGAACAAAAAUUACAAAGAACCACGCAGGAAGGAAAACAAACUAUGUAUUAAUUUAGGAUGGCUGAGUUACAUUUAAUUAAACCAAAUACGCUUUGUUAAAGUUUAAAUGUGCGGCAGUAGCUUUGAUAUUUUUGAUUUAUAUGCCCUCAA